AUGAUGGCGAACACAAAUACGAAUACAAGGAAAGAUAUGGAUCGGAUCAAAGGGCCGUGGAGUCCUGAAGAGGACGAAAUGUUACAGCAUCUGGUUCAAAAACACGGACCCAGAAACUGGUCUCUGAUCAGCAAAUCCAUACCCGGAAGAUCCGGAAAAUCAUGCCGGUUACGAUGGUGUAACCAGCUAUCUCCACAAGUUGAGCACAGAGCUUUCACUCCCGAAGAAGACGAAACCAUUCUCAGAGCUCAUGCCCGGUUCGGGAACAAGUGGGCCACCAUAGCCCGACUUCUAUCGGGCCGGACCGAUAACGCGAUAAAGAACCACUGGAACUCUACGCUCAAGAGGAAGUGCUCGUCGAUGAGCGGUGAAGAAGGUAACGAUUUUUCAAACGAACAGCCUUUGAAGAGAUCGGUUAGUGCCGGGUCGGCUUUACCGGUUUCGGGUAUUUACUUGAGUCCGGGAAGUCCUUCCGGAUCCGAUGUGAGUGAUUCGAGUCUUCCUGUUAUGUCUUCGACUCUUGUGUAUAAACCUGUAGCGAGAACUGGAGGCAUCGGUGUUUUGCCGCCGCAGCCUCAGGUCGAAACGACGACGUCGUUGUUUAAGAAUGAUCCACCUACUUCGCUUAGUCUAUCACUUCCUGGUGUCGAUUCGAUGGAGAUAUCCGAUUCGACUCGCUUGGCCGAGUCUACCGAAGUGGCCAAUCCAAUCCAGUUGUUUCCAUCGGUGAUGCUGCCUCCUCCACCAUCCCCACCUCCUCCCGCGACAACGGUGGUGUCGAUUCAACAAUUUCCGGUGACUCAGCAGAAUCGCCUCGAAAUGCGUCAUUUUGGAUCGCCGGUUUCUCAGGCGGGGCCGAUGCAAAAGGUUACAGUCAAUCAACAGAAUCACAUCCAAAAAGGUGAUUUCGGAUCAUCGGUGCCGUUGACUAUGGCAAUGUCAACGACGAUGAAUAACCAGACCGUGGAGUUCGGUGGAGUUCCGGUUUCAUUGCCUCCGGGGGUGGAUCAGCAGGACAAAGUGUUUGUGCCGUUCAGUACAGAGUUGUUGGCGGUGAUGCAAGAGAUGAUUAAGGAGGAGGUUAAAAACUAUAUGCAAGGGUUUGCGCAACAACAGCAGCAACAUCAGAGUGGAAUUGGGUUGUGUAUGCAGCAAGCUAAUGCCGAUGGAUUCAGGAAUGUGGCGGUGAAGCGCAUCGGGAUCAGCAAGAUGGAUUAG
Ilex paraguariensis (yerba mate) is the source of this 1218-nucleotide messenger RNA. The record is from the annotation of a GenBank genome assembly. NCBI's taxonomy places the organism in Eukaryota, Viridiplantae, Streptophyta, Magnoliopsida, Aquifoliales, Aquifoliaceae.